AUGGCUAUUGAUACUUUGACUGGUGCGAACUAUGCUUCGUGGAAGGAUUCUCUUGACCUUACUCUCACACUCAUGGAGUUUGACUGUGCACUAACUGAAAACGCUCCUCCUGCUCUUACUGAUAAGAGUACUAAAGCUGAAAAACUACUCCAUCAAAAGCGGGAGAGAGCUAAUCGCUUGGGAGCCAUUCCUGACGCUGCUACAGCUAAGGAAUAUUUGACUAAUGUGGAGGCUCAAUUCCAAGGGACGUCUAAGGCGCAAGCCAACACCCUCAUUCUGAAAUUGGUGACUACAAAGUAUUAUGGGAUCAGCGGUAUUCGUGAGCACAUCCUGAAAAUGAAUAACAUGGCCCAAAAGCUCAAGGGAUUAAGCAUGGAGAUUAGUGAUGGCUUUCUGGUGCAUUAUAUCAUGACGUCUCUGCCCGCAUCUUAUGAAACAUUCAAAGUCAACUAUAACCUUCAGAAGGACCAAUGGAAGAUGAACGAGUUGAUUGCUAUGUGCGUGCAAGAAUAA
Molecule: messenger RNA, 513 nt
Organism: Helianthus annuus (common sunflower)
Lineage: Eukaryota; Viridiplantae; Streptophyta; Magnoliopsida; Asterales; Asteraceae
Exons: 2
Coding region: 1-513 (170 amino acids)
Source: RefSeq, a predicted model, not a curated record